UUCCUCUCUGCAGAAAUGAUACCAAACAUUUCCUCCUCCUUUAAACCGAGCAGCCCAGCGUUAGCAGCUGUUGUUUGAGGUGGAGGAGCGCGCAGAGACGGUCCAAAACCGAUGGAGUCCGAAAUAUUUAAGUUCAUCUGCGCCAAUCAAGGAGCAGUUGAUGCGGAUGAUUUAAAGUUCAAUCUUUUCCCUGGCGAUUCCACGAACCAGGCCAUCUGUAACCAGAGAAAGUUUGCCAUAUUUUUCUCCAAUGGACAGCAGAAAGUUUUGGCCAGGACCAAUCUGAAGCUGUGCAGAAUCAAAGGCUGUUUGGGAACAUGCAGAGCGCUACACCUGUGUAAAAACUUCCUCUACACAGGAUCCUGUCCGAGAAGAGUCUGCAGCUUCUCCCAUGAUUUGUACACUGAUCACAAUCAAAUGAUGCUGAGGGAGCAUGAACUGGAGAAUCUGGACAGGACGGAGCUGUGCACGCUGCUGCUGCAGAACGACGUGACACUCCUGCCUUCUGUAUGUCAUGAUUACAACAAUGGUGACGGAGAGUUUGGAAGGUGUCAGAGUGGUGUUGGUUGCGAGAGGCUCCAUAUCUGUGAGAACUACCUGAACCACGACUGCAGCUGCUGGAAGAACCAUGAUUUUUAUGCUGUCCAGAUAUUAAAAAACCUGCAUGAUAAAGGUGUCCCUGAGACCCUCAUUCGCUCGUUGAGGUCUGUUUGCGCAAAUAAAAGAGCGUUGAAGUUAGUUUGCAAUGGGCGCGGUAGAGGCCAAAGAGGCGGCCACUCCGCUGCUGCCAACAGUGCAAACGGUGAAUAUGGUCUGAAUUCGCAACAGACACAGUGGUACAGAGGGAGAGGAAGAGGAAGAGGGAGAGGGAGAGGUGGAAACGGGGGCUACAGAGGCAGCAGGGGCAACAGAGGAAAUGGAGGAAACAUGGGCGGUCCUGUCCAGCAGCCAGAAGACCUCUGCAUGGACAUUGAUGGCUUAGAUCUGUAUACCAGCGAUGGAUUGAGUCAGGACGACCAUCAACGCAUGUACUCUUCCAGCAGUGAUGUAUCUGUUUGCGCCAGUGAUGUUGCGAGCAAUGACGGUGAUCGAGACAAGCGACGGAGACGAAGUCGGAGUCGAACCCCAGCAGGUGUUCGAGGGAGAGGCGGCAACAGGGGCAACAAUCACCAGCUCGGGGGAGCCAGAUUCAUCGGCGACAUCGCUGCUGCUGUCAGAGAUAAAACAGAGAUUUGCAUGUUCUUCAUCAAAGGAUAUUGUAAACACGAGGAGCGAUGUAUUAAAGCUCAUGAUAAGAUGCCGUACAGAUGGAUGGUCCAGGAAGGCGAUAAGUGGACCAACUUGCCGAAAAAUGAGACGAUUGAGAAAGACUAUUGUGAUCCUAACAACGCAUACAGCAGCAGCCCUCCGGUGCAUUUUGACACGAUGACCCAGGGACAGAAUAAAGUACGACGACUCUCUACUAUAAACUCUUUGGUUAAGCCGGACUUCAUCCACACCACUGAAUGGCUUUGGUACUGGCAGGAUGAGUUUGGGAAGUGGAACCUGUAUGCUUCAGACAACGGUGGGCACAAACCGGCAGACAUCAACAGCACGAAGCUGGAGCAGAUGUUUCUGGACAAUGACAAAGAUGUGGUGGAGUUCAUCGCUGGCUUGCAGUCGUAUUCACUCAGUUUCCAGGACAUGAUCCAAACAAACAAGAAGUACGGGACUAAAAGGGUUGUGUGUCGACGUCCUCGCUUUGUCUCUGCUGCUGAUGUUAGAGAAGCAAAAGUGAGAAAGCCUCAACUAAAUUCCACUGUUCUGCCAGACAACUGGGACAAGACACAGAUUCCUCAAACAGGAUUCUCGAAAGUCUCAGUGAAACGGACUUCAGAUGAGUUCAAGGCAAUUGAAGCUCUCUUCCGUACAACCAUGAGAGGCUUUGACAUUAUCAGUCUUGAGAGGAUUCAGAACAAAGCUCUCUGGGAAGUCUUUCAGUGGCAGAAAAAUGUGAUGAAGAACAACAACGGUGGGUGCGAUGUGAUGGAAAAGCAACUUUUUCAUGGCACAAGGUCUAAAUUUGUGGACACCAUCUGCCUUAACAACUUCGACUGGAGGAUCUGUGGGGUUAAUGGAACGGCUUUUGGCAAAGGUAGUUACUUUGCCCGGGAUGCCAAAUACUCCCACAGUUACACAGAUGGCUCUGAUGUCAACACCAUGUUCAUCUCACGGGUGCUGGUUGGAAGCUACACCAAAGGGGACUCUGAAUACCGCCGGCCUCCUUCCAAGGAUGGAGGAGACAUAAACUUCUAUGACAGCUGCGUGAACGAUGACAUAAACCCUUCCAUAUUUGUUAUUUUUGAGAAGCACCAGAUCUAUCCUGAGUACCUGCUGCAGUACAGAACCACACACCCACUUGUUGACAUCGUCAGUGGUGCAUCAGCACCAACACAGACAACAAUAGUGGCACCUAAGCCAAUACUGAAACCAGCGCCGGCACCGAAACCAGCUCCGUCAGUGCAUCAAAGCAGUACAACCUCAGUCCAACCAAGCGUGACACCUUACAAGCACAGCUCAUCUUUGUACCAAACAAGCACAUCAUCGUACCUAUCCGGCACAUCAUCGUAUCGAGCCAGUACACCGUCAUUUCAACCAAGCACAUCAUCAUACCUAUCCAACACAUCAUCAUAUCGAACCAGUACAUCAGCGCAUCAACCGAGCACAUCAUCGUACCUAUCCAACACAUCAUCAUACCAACCCAGCACAGCCACAAGCUUGCAACAAAACUACUUAUCAUCCCAAACCACCCAAUCUUACUCAUCACCAAAGCCAAAAAAAUCUGAUUCCUGCGUCAUAUCUUAAUAACAAAGCAGGAAUAAAGGUUGGUGGUGUUAAUGUCUGAACAAACUUAAAAAUAUCACAAAAAAUUAAUGAUACCAUUAAUAAAAGCAGAUUUGUAGAAAAAUAAGUAAUUGUGUUGGCCAGUGAUAAGGGGUGGUAACUCCUCCAUCAGGAGGGAUUAAACCAUCUUGGGUGCAGUUUAUAGGAAUUACAAAA
Molecule: messenger RNA, 3039 nt
Organism: Melanotaenia boesemani (Boeseman's rainbowfish)
Lineage: Eukaryota; Metazoa; Chordata; Actinopteri; Atheriniformes; Melanotaeniidae
Exons: 12
Coding region: 112-2844 (910 amino acids)
Molecular function (GO): metal ion binding; NAD+ poly-ADP-ribosyltransferase activity
Source: RefSeq, a predicted model, not a curated record